UUAGGUUUUUAAAUAAGUGUAUUGAACUGUCUUCCCAUAGUAAUUUGAAUACAUUCGUGUAUUUUUUAAUUCGUGUAUUGUUUCAAGCCAAAUAAUAAAAUAAUAUGAUAUACAUACUCAUAUUGAGGUUAUGGGUAUAUAUGAAAUAAACAUACGAUGAAUUUAAACUGUACAAUCGAUACUGCUUUGCAUACUUAAAUGUAAAUUAUGAUACUUGAAAUUGUUUGACAAAAAAACGAGAAUGGAAAUUCGAAAUAAUAAGCAUCUGCAUACGCGACAAAUAAUUGGUAUUUUUCCUGUAUUGGAAUUCGACGAUAACGAUGCUCCUUUGAAAAAUCCAAGUAUAUCUUACUUGGAUAUUUUUUUUCUCGGAUCCUCGAUCCUUAUGCAUGUCGUAGAUAUGGCAAUCGAUAUGAGCCUUGCCAUAAGAUACUUAUUGGCCGGAAAAACAACAUAUUUUGCAUGGACAAUUACUUUCAUUUUUCUACCUUCGCUUAUAAAUGUCAUAAUUAGUAGAAAAAUGAUACUCCAAGAUGAGGAGGAAAGUACAACAUCAAAUCGAUCUCAAUACAAAUGUAUACAUGCAAUGUUAACAAAGAAGCUAUUCUGUAUUGUAGUUGUUGCAUUUCAAUUAGCUCCAGUACUUCGUUAUUAUCAAACAUUAAAGUACGCUUUAAAAGCAUAUAAAUUUCAAAAACUGGACGAUCGUAAUGGUCAAAGGCGAUAUUAUCUCAAGAUGUGUAAAGAAGAUCAAGAUGUUGCUUUAUUAAGAGUAUUUGAAUGCUUUCUUGAAGCAGCUCCUCAACAAAUUUUGCAAUUAACUAUAUUACUGAAGAACUACCAUAACAAUCUAAAUUUCGAAUGUACCUAUAUUUUUGUACAUCUAAUUAAUUGUUAUAAUAUCAACUGCAAAGCGAACAUUAUAUUUGUAUUUGUUGUAGUUAUUCAUCAAAUAGCUAGUAUCCUUAGCUCGCUCGGAAGUAUGGGAUGGGUUAUGGCUAGUUACCACCGUAGUAUUAGAUUGGCUCAACAAGAUAAGCUAAAUAUUGGUAUUACAGGAACAAUUCUUCAAUUUUUGUGGCACUUCUGUACAACAGUCUCAAGAAUAUUGUCUUUAAGUGUUAUUGCAAGUGUAUGGCCAAUAUAUACAGCAAUUGGUUGCGUUUGUCAUUGGAUCAGUAUGACUGCUUGGAUUAUUAUAGAUUCUCAUGGAAUACUAGAAUUUUGUAAGAAUUAUAAUCAUGCUCCGCAUUGUCCUCCGAAAGUUAAAGAACGCGUUUAUUCCAUAUUAUUUUCCCUAGUAAUUGGUGUAGUUCAUGUGUUUAUAUAUUUGAAUGCAGUAGAUGGUAGCACGUUCCUUAAACACGUGACUUUUUAUAUAAUCUGUUUUAUUGAAAAUAUAGUAGCAAGUGUACUUUGGAUGUACACUUCAUCGAAUGAAGUCAAAAAUGCUUGGUACUUCAAUGUACUUAUUAUUCUUUGUAUUAUACCAUUUUUAUUAGGUAUAACAGCUAUGAUUGUUUAUUAUAGCGUUUUUCAUCCUUCCUUAAAACAUCAAAAUUCUGAAAAUACAUAAUUUUGACAAAGUCCAUAGUAAAAUAUUUCACUCUCAUUCAGAAAUAUUUUAAAUUAAA
Colletes gigas is the source of this 1634-nucleotide messenger RNA. RefSeq names its product XK-related protein 6. Bases 242 to 1576 code for a protein of 444 amino acids. The transcript is spliced from 3 exons. The record is from RefSeq and is a predicted model, not a curated record. Gene Ontology annotation, cellular component: plasma membrane. Gene Ontology annotation, biological process: engulfment of apoptotic cell; apoptotic process involved in development; phosphatidylserine exposure on apoptotic cell surface. NCBI's taxonomy places the organism in Eukaryota, Metazoa, Arthropoda, Insecta, Hymenoptera, Colletidae.